Molecule: messenger RNA, 3235 nt
Organism: Seriola dumerili (greater amberjack)
Lineage: Eukaryota; Metazoa; Chordata; Actinopteri; Carangiformes; Carangidae
Gene: ddx21
Product: DExD-box helicase 21
Exons: 16
Coding region: 72-2342 (756 amino acids)
Molecular function (GO): RNA helicase activity; ATP binding; RNA binding
Source: RefSeq, a predicted model, not a curated record
UCCUUUCCGCCCGUGUGCCCGUGGGUUUGCCUGUGUGUGUCUACGCCGAGGGGUUUCAUCAGGAAGGAGAAAUGCCGUCAAAAAUCAUCUUUGACACUGAAGACCAAGCCAUGGAUGAAGAUGUAAACACUGUCGCCGAGGCUAAAACCCUGAAGAAGAACAAGACCAAGGAGGGCAAGAAGUUGAAGAAGAAGAAGGAGUUGGAGGACCAGGAAGAACAGGAGGACCCAGGCUGUGAACCUCCAGCACCUAAGAAGAAAAAGAAAAAAGACAAGCUGAGCGCGGAUCAAGUGAACGGCCACUUAGAUGAGGCCACAGACAUGAAUGGCAACAGUGAUGGUGUUGAAACACCAAAGCAGAAGACUAAGAAGAACACUGAAGGAGACACAGAGAAAAAAAAAAAGAAGCAAAAGAAAUCAAUUGCAGAGGCAGCAACCAACGGACAUUCCACCUCAAACACCCCUGUUCAGACGCCCAUCCAGACACCUUCACAGUCAAGUGAAGAGUCAGCCAGUGACAGUGAAAAAGAAACGGAAGAGACACCAGAGCAGAGGGAAGGGGCCUUCUCCAACUUCAGGAUCUCUGAGGGCACCAUCGGUAAACUGAAAGCUCGGGGAGUCUCUUACCUGUUUGACAUUCAGGUGAAGACAUUUAAUAUUGUAUACGAUGGAGAAGAUGUAAUUGCCCAAGCCCGAACAGGAACAGGAAAAACUUUCUCCUUUGCCAUCCCUUUGGUUGAGAAGCUUCAGGAUGCAUUGACUCCGACCAGAGGCCGGGCUCCCAAGGUUCUGGUGUUGGCACCAACCAGAGAGUUAGCUAUCCAGGUCGCUAAGGACUUCAAAGACAUUUCCAAGAGACUGGCUAUCGCCUGUUUCUAUGGAGGUAGCUCAUACCACCCACAGAUUGAUGCUAUCCGUAAUGGUAUUGAUAUUUUGAUUGGAACCCCUGGUCGUGUCAAAGACCACCUCCAGAACAAUAAACUCGACCUCUCAAAAGUGAAACAUGUUGUCCUGGACGAAGUGGACCAAAUGCUGGACAUGGGAUUUGCAGAGCAGGUUGAAGAAAUUUUGGCUUCAUCAUAUAAUAGAGAGUGUGACGCCAACCCUCAGACUAUGCUGUUUUCGGCUACUUGCCCCUCUUGGGUCUACGAUGUGGCCAAGAAAUACAUGAGACCAGAAUGCAAACAUGUUGACCUGAUUGGCAAGAAAACACAGAAAGCUGCAACAACUGUUGAACAUCUGGCCAUAGCAUGCCACUGGUCACAGCGUGCAGCCGUGAUAGGUGAUGUGAUCCAAGUUUACAGCGGCAGCCAUGGCAGAACCAUUGUGUUCUGUGAGACAAAGAAAGAUGCCAACGAACUUUCCAUGAAUGCAUCCAUCAAACAGAGUGCCCAGUCCCUCCAUGGGGAUAUUCCUCAGAAACAGAGAGAGUUGACACUGAAGGGCUUCAGGAAUGGUUCCUUUGAGGUUCUUGUUGCCACCAACGUUGCAGCCCGUGGAUUAGAUAUCCCUGAAGUCGAUCUGGUGAUCCAGUGUUCUCCACCCAAGGAUGUGGAAUCAUACAUCCAUCGCUCAGGACGUACAGGCCGAGCAGGCAGGACUGGAGUCUGCAUCUGUUUCUACCAGAGGAAAGAAGAGGACCAGCUGCGCUACGUAGAAAACAAAGCAGGUAUCACAUUCAGACGAGUUGGCGUUCCCACCGCCAAUGAUAUCAUCAAGUCAUCAAGCAAGGAUGCUGUCAGGUUUCUGGACUCUGUUCCGGUCACAGCUAUCGGUUACUUCAGAGCAUCAGCUGAGAAGCUAAUUGAGGAGAGAGGAGCUGUUGAUGCACUAGCUGCUGCACUGGCCCAUAUUUCUGGAGCCACAAGUCUAGAGCAAAGGUCACUGCUCAACUCUGAUGCUGGUUGCACCACGAUGCAGUUGGUGUGUUCUCAGGAGAUGCACAAUCUGGGUUACGCCUGGAGAACCAUCAAAGAGCAGCUUGGAGAACAGAUUGAGAACCACAUUCAAAGAAUGACCUUCCUUAAAGGCAAAACAGGAGUAUGUUUUGAUGUCCCAGUUGACAAAGUCAAGGAGAUGCAGGAGAACUGGAAGGAUGGUCGCCGUUGGCAACUGACUGUAGCCACAGAACUUCCAGAGUUGGAGGAGAAGCAGUUCAGUAACCGUGGUGACAGAGGGUUUGGCGGCGGUAACCGCAGUGACAGAGGAGGAGGGUUCAGAGGUGGAAGGGGACGGAAUUUCGGGGGAAAUGGUGGCCGUGGUAAUGGGUUCCGGAAUGGCGGCGGUGGCUAUAGCAACAGAGGAGGACACAAACGCAGCUUCAGCCAAGCUUUUGAUUACUGAAGAACCAACCUGUGACUGAUAAGACUGACUGUCACUCAUCUGGGCUGGCAGUGGUUUUUAUUGGCUGUCAGUGAGAGGGCUCGAUGUAUGGCUGGUGGGAAGUCUCCAUCAUGAUGCAAGCUGAAUUGUAAACUAUCAAGUAUUCAUAAAUUGAAUCCACAGUACAUUAAAUUAUAGCUUCCAAAUAUAAAGUAAACAUAUUAUCUGAAGAAUAAAAUGUAUUUCCAUGAAGCCACAUCCAAAGGGUUUAAGAUCGUUUUUUCUGUGUACAGUGUAAUAACACAGUACCACUGGCAGCCAGUGUUUCUUUUAGGUGACACAUUCGAUGAAACUCAUGAAAUGACAUGUUCCUAACAGUUUUGACUACAUAAAUUGGUAAUUAAUUGACUUCUUAUGUCUUAAAUGGCAGAGAAUCAAAAACACUGGCUUAUCAACCCAUUUUAUAUUAUGUGAUGACAUGAAUUGAAAGUUUGAAUGUGUCAUUCAGUGAGUUUCAGGUAAAGUGUUUAUCUUUUUUUUACUGGAUGUUUGGGGAGCAGUGGCAGCAAUCAGGCUUGAGCCUUUGUCCAAAAUAGAAUGCACACCAUCCUGACAUAACAAUUUGACUACAUUGGAUAACUCGGUGUGCAGUACCAUGAAGGUGCACUGUACUGCAGACACUGUCAUGUGCGAGGCGCUGCAUUUCUCCUGUACGCCCAUAGAAAAAAGUGAUUAAAUGGGGUUUAAUCUCUACACUUGUGCUCAAUGUCAGGUUGCUGCCUUACCUACAGCUGAAACCUCUCCCCGAAAAUAUGUUGGAUAAUUGCUUUGCAAUUGCCUCUAUUUAAUAAUUGUUUCUAUUGCUUCCAUUCAUUUGAAUGACAUGACUUAUUCAUUAAAAAAGCUCAACUGAA